AUGGACUCUGAGAGGGCUGCACCGGCUCCAUCCGGGGUUAUUACCCCCGAAGGACCGAGUGCGCCCUCAGCCUUGGGCAACCCUCUCCCCGUCGCCGCCGCCUGCCAGCCCAAGGGCCGCGGGGCGGUGGAGCUACCACCAGCCGAAGACCAGCCCGAACUGGACUUCGGACUGGAUGACGACAGUCUGCUGGACUACUCUGACGAGCACAGCUCGGACGGGGAAGCCAUGCAGAUGAGUCAGGAUGUUCGGCCGCGGGUAACCUCUCCCCCGGCCACAUCACGGACUCUGGGCCAGCAACUCCACGAGCGGGUCGGGCGAGCAGUCCUCAUCGGGACACACUACGCCCACCCAGGGCCAGAAACGAAGCGGGUUCCGCUCGCCAGCCCCUCCGGCAAAGAUGCCCAUCAGGCGAGGCUGGCAGAGACACCCCUUCCGCCCCCCAGCUCAGCCUCCAGCCCAGCAGCAGCCAGCUGCGCGCCCAGCCCAGGGCGCAGCCCACGCCCCGCGGCGGCAAGCCUCCGGCCACCUGAUGGUGACAGCUACCCGGUGACAACACAGGGGGGAGCGGUGGAGCCCACACCACCUCUACAGAAAUCCGCCCGUUGCUCACAUGCCAAAAUCAUGUCAAGCACGUCCCGACUGAUUCAACUCAAAGCCCAAGAUGACUUUCAGGAGGCUUUGGUGAAAAACCUUAUCAUUGUUAUCCUGGGUAUUGUCAUCAACUGCAUUAAUGGGAUCAUAAUUUUGACUUUCUGCAAGAACUCUGUUUUUCACAGUGACUCAAGAUACAUUCUGUACAUGAAUCUAGUAGUGAACGAUAUGAUCCUGAUUUGUGUUUCUGUGACAUCGUAUGUUUUGACUUACGCCUAUCCAAUUUUUAAUGCCUCCAUGUGUUAUACUUGGAGUGUGAUUGGUUCAACCACACACAUGAACACACCAAUUAUCUUGGCAGGUAUGGCUAUUGAGCGUUAUAUUGCCAUCUGCAAACCUCUCCAUCAUGCUCAGAUCUGCACAGUACGCAGGACUUACGGUAUCAUUGCUCUCACCUGGGGAGUCGGCUUUGUACCUGCAGUAGCUGAUGUUAUCAUUGUCCUUGCCACUCAGCCUAUAGGCUUUUUCUCAUCAGUAAUCUUUUGUAUCUACCUUAACUUAUACAACACCCGAUACCAUGCAGAAAAAGUGAAGGUGGUGCAAGCCCUUUAUAUGUCAUUCGUGUGGCUGACGCUGAUCUAUACCUACUUUAUGGUAUUUCGAACUGCCAGAGCAGCAAAAGUGGACACUGCUUCAGCCAAAAAGGCACAGAACACAAUUUUAUUACACGGAGCUCAGCUGCUUCUCUGUAUGUUGUCCUAUAUCACUCCUUUAUCUGAUGUUGUUUUAGUCAGUUUUUUCCCAAUGCAUCUCUCAAAAAUAACAUUCCUAAGUUACCUGAUCACAAACAUUAUUCCAAGGUUGCUCACUCCUCUAAUUUAUAGUGUUAGGGAUCAGAAAUUUGCCAAACACAUGUCAAAGUACUACUCCUGCAAAGUCAUCAUUGUUAAAGUCAAACUGAAGAGAAGGGUUAAUGUUGCAUGUCAUGAAACAAAAUGCAUAUCUUUAAUUCUCCAACCUGAAGCCUAA
Clupea harengus (Atlantic herring) is the source of this 1623-nucleotide messenger RNA. RefSeq names its product odorant receptor 131-2-like. The coding region runs from base 1 to 1623 and encodes 540 amino acids. NCBI's taxonomy places the organism in Eukaryota, Metazoa, Chordata, Actinopteri, Clupeiformes, Clupeidae. Gene Ontology annotation, cellular component: membrane. The record is from RefSeq and is a predicted model, not a curated record. Gene Ontology annotation, biological process: detection of chemical stimulus involved in sensory perception of smell; G protein-coupled receptor signaling pathway. Gene Ontology annotation, molecular function: G protein-coupled receptor activity; odorant binding; olfactory receptor activity. The transcript is spliced from 5 exons.